Molecule: messenger RNA, 1227 nt
Organism: Cercospora beticola
Lineage: Eukaryota; Fungi; Ascomycota; Dothideomycetes; Mycosphaerellales; Mycosphaerellaceae
Source: RefSeq, a predicted model, not a curated record
UUGACUCCAUAUGUGCCUCGUCACUGGAAAUCGAAUGCCUUAAAUACGCUGCACGAGGCCGAGAGACGAGUACAGAAAGACCACUUGAAUGCCCAGGACUCUGCUGCUGGCUCUGGGCUGCCGGUGGCAUUGCCUCACAUCCACUCGCCAGAUCCUGCACCUGAGCCGAUCAACUACUCUUCUCCGCAGCCUCACGUCACAGCAGUCACCAAUGAGAUCAUACGCUUUCGCGAUCUGAAUCUACCCAUUUGCCAUGUCAUAUGCUCACUGAAGCUGGUAUUGUGGGACCUCACGGCAUUCCGAUUCGUCUUCAAACUCCAGAUUGGUCGCCAAUCAGCAGCAAAUCCUCCGCUGAACAAUGGAGUUGGAGCAACGGUGGGUAGCUACGACGACGUCUUCCAGUAUGUAUUGCAGUCCGGUGAUUGGACUGCGAAGCCGCAUGCAGAACUGCAAGCAUUGCUGACAUUGUGGGAUCAUCUGGCCAAGUGUGCUCUGCCGCCUGCUGAAAAUGUGUCACAUCUGCCACAGAUGUCACAUAUAGCCCAUACGCCCGGGUCCAAUGCACGGCCAGGCGAAAAGCGGAGACGAGGCUAUGAUGAUGACGAUUCGACAUUCUCCGCGCCAGCAACAGCAUCGCCAGCUAAGCGGGCCAGCCUUAUUCCGCCACCUGCACCCUUUUCAUCCAGUAUUUCUGUCAACCCUGGAUUACUGGCAAUCUUAGCAGACGGCUCUGAUGCCGAUUCUGUCGAGGACAAUUUGACACUCUCCGCUCUCACGACAGCACUGCCAGCUACGCGGCCUAGCUUUACUCAGUCACGUGGACGAGGCAACUCCGUCAUCAUUUGCACUGCCAUGCACCUGCACAACGUGGAGCCUCUUUCGCCGGUCGCUAUUCCUGCCCCAUGGCUGCACGAUCAACUCAUAGCCGUGCUGCCCGGCCAGGACUCAAGCGCUCUUGCUGCACGAUCUUUGUUGCGGAUCUACAUGCAAGGCCUGGAAGGAGUUAUGCCGAGCCCAGAUGUUGCGUCGCUGGAAUCCAGAACUAUCGCUGCCAUCGAAGCCGCCUUUGCAAACGGCGUCCCAGCAAUCGUACAAGAAAUUGACGCCCAGUGCUCUGGCGGUAAGGACACAGACGUCAGACUGGUGCAAUCCGUCAAGGAUGACUGCUCCGAUCUGCUUGGAUCUGCUGCUGAUGGCGAAUACCCCAGGGUUAUCGCCACGCUCUAG